AUGUUCAAAAAGAAGACUGCCUGGUUUUCAGGUAGUGUCAGGAGAGGAAUUCGUAGUUUCUGGGUAUCAGAAGGUGGACUCAUUUCCAGGUGGAAGAGCGCAGAUUAUCUGUUCAGUGACGAUGCCACUUGUCAUGAUACAAAAAGAAUUUUUGACACUGAUGACUACGCACGGGACAGGGUGACAGUUUUCCACAGUGCCUUCCUCUCAGCAUGUCAAGUACGGAAUAGUGUCAAGUCUGUGCCUAUAGGUCACUAUGUGCUUCCUCCAUUCUCUGUUCAGAAAGAGUUGAAAGCAGUAAUUGGACGAUUCAUUUGGGAACAUGACAAGAGCCAGCAAGGAGAGCAAAGAGAGGGGUCGGUUUGCUGUGAAGGUCAACAUUACCCUGUAAACAACAUGGUGUCAGGAUAUGUUUGCAUCAGUCAGCUGAGGAAGUAUUCAGGGGAACUGAAUGACCUUCAUCCUUCUUAUUUACAUUAUUCAGUUUCCCAAUCCUGCAGAAGGAGAUUUUGUAGUGAAUAG
Molecule: messenger RNA, 522 nt
Organism: Chanos chanos (milkfish)
Lineage: Eukaryota; Metazoa; Chordata; Actinopteri; Gonorynchiformes; Chanidae
Gene: terb2
Product: telomere repeat binding bouquet formation protein 2
Exons: 6
Coding region: 1-522 (173 amino acids)
Biological process (GO): homologous chromosome pairing at meiosis; meiotic attachment of telomere to nuclear envelope
Cellular component (GO): nuclear inner membrane
Source: RefSeq, a predicted model, not a curated record